AUGGCGAUGUAUAUCCCGCCACUCGACUUCUCACACUCGCAGAACUCCUUCGUCACCACCAGGAAUGAGCAGGCUUCGGUACCCAGUGACGGAGACAGCGCCGUCAGUGAUGACACGAAUUUGAGUGGAAGCGUUCGUGAUGCGAGCACGGUCGCAGAGAGCAUGACGGCUGGUAACUCAACAUCAACGCACACUUCGACCGCUUCCACUUCAAGCCACACCGAGCCAGAAUAUAGUAUCUCGAAAGACCGGAGCCUGCACCGGGUCGGCAGCGGUGACCACCAGCGGAACAAGCUCGUAAGGCGGGCGGAGUCCAGCGCAUCUCAAGAUAGUUCCAGAGUCGUAUCUGCAAAGGGCACCGCAAGCUAUAGAUGCGACAUUCACGCCACCAGCGGCUCUAACCACAAGCGCAUUGAAAUUGCUUGCAAGAAGCUCGUUAUUGCGGCGGGCGGUAGCCUAAUUGAGCACUUCGCAUACCUAGGCGGUUUCCUCUACAGCCUGCCCACACAGACUCUGAACCCUCUUAGAGACGGCAUGGAGCUUACUGCGGGCGUCGUUAUCAAUGUCGCGCCGUGCACGCCGUUUCCAAAGUGGCCGUCCAAGCAGCGGAGGCCUGAACCAUACCGAGUGAACGCAAGUUCGCUGCCAAGUCAGUUGACGGCAGGCCUCAUCAUGGACCCGGAGACGUUGCGAGCUAGGUGUUGCGGCAACCGGAGCACCAAGAGUAAGACCGUGCUCUUCCUUAGCGGGCUGUUAAAGAGCCAUGAGAGGGUGAGCUAUGUGGCGUGA
Messenger RNA from Baudoinia panamericana UAMH 10762, 789 nucleotides. RefSeq lists its product as uncharacterized. The transcript is spliced from 2 exons. NCBI's taxonomy places the organism in Eukaryota, Fungi, Ascomycota, Dothideomycetes, Mycosphaerellales, Teratosphaeriaceae. Bases 1 to 789 code for a protein of 262 amino acids. The record is from RefSeq and is a predicted model, not a curated record.